Equus caballus (horse) is the source of this 1906-nucleotide messenger RNA. It is a transcript of the gene ZNF684, whose product is annotated as zinc finger protein 684. Gene Ontology annotation, molecular function: DNA-binding transcription factor activity, RNA polymerase II-specific; RNA polymerase II transcription regulatory region sequence-specific DNA binding. Gene Ontology annotation, cellular component: nucleus. The record is from RefSeq and is a predicted model, not a curated record. Lineage: Eukaryota; Metazoa; Chordata; Mammalia; Perissodactyla; Equidae. Gene Ontology annotation, biological process: regulation of transcription by RNA polymerase II; urogenital system development; embryo development.
UCCGCACACGCGCAGUGGGGCGGUAGCUGGUGUUCUGUAAUCUUCAAACCAGCGCUCAGUGCAGUGAGAACGGGGGUUACUCGCGGAGUCUCUCUGGGACGUCUCUGUAGCCUGGUCUCAGGCUUAGAGCCCGAGCUGGGAGCCUGGCGGUGAAAGUUCUCAGAUCUCUGUGCAAGAGCUUCAGAAAAUGAUCAACUUCCAGGGAUCAGUGACAUUCCAGGAUGUGGCUGUGGACUUCACCCCAGAGGAGUGGCAGCUGCUUGACUGUGAUCAGAGAACCUUGUAUUGGGAUGUGAUGCUGGAGAACUUUAGAAACCUCGUCUCAGUGGGGGAUCCAGUUACCAAAACUAAAGUGAUCUUCAAGGUGGAGCAGGGACAAGAGGCGCAGAUGGGAGAGGGAGAGAGCCCACGUUGGAGCUGUCCAGAAGCUGACUACCCACUUGUUGAUGAAUCAGAGAAGAACCAGGAAAGCAAAGACAACUUUUUGAAUUCAGUUUUGUUCACAUUCAAUAAAAUUCUGGCUAUGGAGAGAGUCCACCGUUAUAAUAUGAGCACAAGUCUUAAUCCUACAAGAAAAAAAUCAUAUAAAUGUAAAUCAUAUGGGAAGAGUUUGCAACCUACUCUAGACUUACUUCAUUAUAAUAGAAGUUAUACUGGCGAAAACUCUUAUGAAUGCAGUGAAUGUGGGAAAGCCUUCAAAAAGAAGUUUCAUUUCAUUAGACAUGAAAAAAAUCAUACAAGGAAAAAACCCUUUGAAUGCAAUGACUGUGGGAAAGCCUAUAGCAGGAAGGCACACCUUGCAACUCAUCAGAAAAUUCAUAAUGGAGAGAGACCCUUUGUGUGCAAUGAUUGUGGGAAAGCGUUUAUGCAUAAAGCACAACUGGUGGUCCACCAGAGACUUCACACUGGAGAGAAACCCUAUGAAUGUCGUCAGUGCGGGAAAUCCUUCACUUGGAACUCCUCCUUUACUCAACAUGUGAAAUCUCAUACACUCGAGAACUCAUUUGCAUGUAAGGAAUGUGGGAAAACCUUCAGGUACAGUUCGUCCCUUUAUAAACAUUCUAGAUUUCAUACAGGAGAGAAACCCUACCGAUGUAUUGUAUGUGGCAAAGCCUUUGGCAACACAUCUGUGCUUGUUACCCAUCAGAGGAUUCAUACAGGAGAGAAACCUUAUGGAUGUAUUGAGUGUGGCAAAGCCUUCAUCAAGAAGUCACAUCUCCUUAGACAUCAGAUAACUCACACAGGAGAAAAGCCUUAUGAAUGUAACAAAUGUGGGAAAGCAUUUUCCCAGAAGUCAAAUCUUAUUGUCCAUCAGAAAAUUCAUACAUAAUAUUCACUUUAUGAAUAUGAGAAAGCCUUAAAUAUUAAUUAAAUCUUAUUAAAUAGAGAAUUCACGGUGAGGAAAGAUCCAUCAAUUUGAAUGAAUUUGGAAGAGUAGAUUCCCAUAAAAAAUAAUGCCAGUCAUGUUCUGGAAUUGAUAAAGUUUUUACAGAAAAGAUCACAGAAAACAUUAAAUUAUCAGUAAUAGAGCAUAGAGCUUGGAAAGGAAGCAUAACUUAAUCAAGGAAUCAGUGAAACUAAAUUUACCAUCCCUGAUUUUUUAUUUUUAUAACAGAUUAUACAAAUGUGAGUAUAAAAUAUGUUUAUACAUUAUAUCUAUUAAGUUUCUACAGUCAAUAUCAUCAUUUUUUUCUUCCAGUCCUAACAAUAAUAUGCAAGUGAAGAAAUGGUUUAAUAUGUAGUAAAACUCAUUCUAAAAAUGUUCUCCUAUAUAUGUAAACACCAAAACAAAAAAUAUAACAAGAUGCCAAUUGAGAGAGAAAAAGCAGUUGAUUUCUGUAUGACAGUAAGUAUGCAUUGAGGAAAAGAAGUAUUUAAGCAUGUAAAUAAAACAUUUGCACUCAAA